UAUUAUUAUUUUUUUUCACUUUUACCUUAAUUUUUUUUUUUCCUAAAACUUUUUUUUUUUCUUGUAAUUUGGGGGACCAAGCCCACUCCCAGUCCCGUAGAUCCGUCACUAGUCUUGAGGGAAUUUUUUAUUUUUUAUUUUUUUGGUUCUAUAUAAGUUGAAGCGCGCAGAAAGCUGGUGAAGAGACGACGAACCUUUUCCCUUUGGAUCAAGUCGGACUGUUAAUAUAUAGUCUCAGAAUGAGCUGGUGGUGGGCUAGAGCUACUGCCGCUGCAAAGAAGAAAUAUGAAGAUGAAGAAGCACCACCUCGAAGCUACCAGAGCGUGGGCCUGGUGAUCGGCGUGACUGGCAUCGUCGGCAACAGCCUAGCCGAAAUCCUCCCACUCCCAGACACUCCAGGCGGCCCCUGGAAGGUUUAUGGUGUGGCUCGUCGCCCACGCCCCAAAUGGAACGCUAACCAUCCAGUUGAAUACAUCCAGUGCGACGUCUCUGAUUUCCAUGACACUCAAGGCAAGCUUUCCCAAUUAACCGAUGUCACCGACAUCUUUUACGUUACGUGGGCUAGCCGACCAACCGAGGCUGAGAAUUGCGAGGCCAACGGUACAAUGUUCCGCAACGUGCUUCGCGCUCUUAUUCCAAAUGCUCCGAAUCUCCGCCACAUCUGCCUCCAGACCGGCACCAAACACUACAUCGGACCAUUCGAGAAAAUCGGCAAGGUAAAAGCCCCCACCCCACCUUUUACGGAGGAUAUGCCACGUUUGGAUGUGUCGAAUUUCUAUUAUACGCAGGAAGAUAUUUUAUAUGAAGAAGUUAAAGAUAAGAAAGGUCUCACUUGGUCCGUCCACCGACCCAACACAAUAUUCGGAUUCUCCCCCUAUAGCUUGAUGAACAUAAUAGGCACGCUUUGCGUAUAUGCCGCUAUAUGCAAGCAUGAGGGGCUUCCAUUGAAAUUUCCUGGAAGCAAAGCGGCUUGGGAGUACUACUCAGUGGCUGCGGACGCCGAUCUUAUUGCAGAGCAACAAAUAUGGGCGGUGGUGGACCCUAAUGGUAAGAACCAAGCGUUCAAUUGCAACAAUGGGGACGUGUUCAAAUGGGAGCAUCUUUGGAAGGCGUUGGCGGAAAGAUUUGGGAUUGAGAAGUACGGAUUCGAGGAGGGUGAGAAAAUUAGUUUGGCCAAGAUGAUGAAUGACAAGGGUGAUGUAUGGGAAGAGAUAGUGAGGGAGAAUCAACUGCAACCCACAAAGUUAGAGGAUGUUGGGGUGUGGUGGUUUGCGGACUUGGUCCUGGUUGGGGGUGAUUUCUUGGACGGUAUGAAUAAGAGCAAGGAGCGUGGGUUCUUGGGGUUCAGAAACUCCGUGAAGUCGUUCGUUGCGUGGAUAGAUAAGGUGAAAGAUUACAAGAUUAAGAAAUAUAAAGACGAAGAAGCAUCACCUCGAAGCUACCAGAGCGUGGCCUUGGUGGUCGGCGUGACUGGCAUCGUCGGCAACAGCCUAGCCGAAAUCCUCCCACUCCCAGACACCCCCGGCGGCCCUUGGAAGGUUUAUGGUGUGGCUCGUCGCCCACGCCCCAAAUGGAACGCUAACCAUCCAGUCGAAUACAUCCAGUGCGACGUUUCUGAUUCCAAUGACGCCCAACACAAGCUUUCCCAAUUAACCGACGUCACUGACAUCUUCUAUGUCACAUGGACCAACCGACCCACUGAGGCUGAGAACUGCGAGGCCAAUGGUGCCAUGUUCCGCAACGUGCUUCGCGCUCUUAUCCCAAACUCUUUGAAUCUCCGCCACAUCUGUCUCCAGACCGGCACCAAACACUACGCCCUCGGCAACAUCAAAACCCACAGUCCACCUUUUACGGAGGAUUUGCCCCGAUUGGACGUGCUGAAUUUCUACUACACUCAAGAAGACAUUUUAUUUGUAGAAGCAAAGAAUAAAGAUGGCUUGACUUGGUCCAUCCAUCGGCCCAACCUGAUAUUCGGAUUUUCUCCCUAUAGCUUGAUGAACAUAGUAGGCACGCUUUGCGUAUACGCCGCGAUAUGCAAGCACGAGGGGCUUCCAUUGAAAUUUCCUGGAAGCAAAGCGAAUUGGGAGUAUUACUCGGUGGCUUCGGACUCUGAUCUUAUUGCGGAGCAGCAAAUAUGGGCGGCGGUGGACCCUAAUGGUAAGAAUGAAGUGUUUAAUUGCAACAACGGGGACGUGUUCAAAUGGGAGCAUCUUUGGAAGGCGUUGGCAGAGAGAUUUGGGAUUGAGAAGUACGGAUUCGAAGAGGGUGAGAAAAUUAGGUUGGCGGAGAUGAUGAAGGAUAAGGGUGAUGUAUGGGAAGAGAUAGUGAGGGAGAAUCAUCUUCAACCCACAAAGUUGGAGGAUGUCGGGGUGUGGUGGUUUGCGGAUAUGAUCCUGGUUAGGGGUGAUUUCUUGGAUAGUAUAAAUAAGAGCAAGGAGCAUGGGUUCUUGGGGUUCAGAAAUUCUGUGAAUUCGUUCAUUGCAUGGAUAGAUAAGAUGAAAGAUUACAAGAUUGUGCCUUGA
Messenger RNA from Corylus avellana, 2522 nucleotides. The record is from RefSeq and is a predicted model, not a curated record. Lineage: Eukaryota; Viridiplantae; Streptophyta; Magnoliopsida; Fagales; Betulaceae.